Daucus carota subsp. sativus is the source of this 986-nucleotide messenger RNA. RefSeq names its product transcription factor MYB20. The record is from RefSeq and is a predicted model, not a curated record. Bases 1 to 741 code for a protein of 246 amino acids. Lineage: Eukaryota; Viridiplantae; Streptophyta; Magnoliopsida; Apiales; Apiaceae. The transcript is spliced from 3 exons.
AUGGGGAGGCAACCUUGUUGCGAGAAGGAUGGACUGAAGAGAGGUCCAUGGACUAUUGAAGAAGACCAUAAGCUGAUGAGAUUUAUUCUUAACAAUGGCAUACAAUGCUGGAGAACUGUCCCACAACUUGCAGGUUUGAUGAGAUGUGGAAAAAGCUGCAGGCUGAGAUGGAUUAAUUAUCUGCGACCAGACCUCAAGAGAGGAGCUCUGACAGAAUCCGAAGAAGACAUGAUCAUCAACCUUCAUUCGUGCUUAGGUAACAGGUGGUCGAAGAUAGCAGCACAUUUCCCUGGCCGUACAGAUAAUGAAAUCAAGAAUCACUGGAACACCAGAAUCAAGAAAAAACUAAAACUUCUCGGUGUAGAUCCCUUGACACACAAACCACUUAAUAACCAUAACAACUGUAACAGCGCAAGUGAAGUACUUAAUCAAUCUUGUUCUUCGACAGAAGAGGGCAACACGGGCAUUAACUUACAAAAUACUAUAGUGUUUAAUCAGUUUCCGUAUAGCCAAGGGACACAAAAUUCUAGCUUUGGUAUCCCAGAUAUAAGAAUUGCAGAUACCAGUAAGAUACCUACAAGUUUGGACGGGGGGUCAGUCUAUUCUGAGAGAACAGAUUUUGGUAAUACGUUCUACAGGGGCAACGAUGAGCUCCAGUCUGCAGACUAUCUACGACAAUGGAUUAGCAAUCCAGGGUCAUGGGGUGGCUAUAAUCAUUUUGGCCAGGGAUUCCUGUCCUGAUGAAAUGUCUACUGCACUAAUUUGCAUCUCCGCGUUUCUUCUAAAUGUAAAAUCCCCUGAUGUUACAUUGUAGACUUGAAAGACAGUAUCGAGGUGGGGAAGUUUCUAUCUCCGCGAUCCUGUUCUUAGCAAUGAUGUUUACAAAAUAAAAAUACGAAGUUGAUAUAUGUACUGAGCUUACUUCUUCAGAAUUCAGAGCUGAUCUCAAUUUACAAGCAUGAUUUUUAUAGCAAUUGUUUCUAUAA